Messenger RNA from Erythranthe guttata (spotted monkey flower), 798 nucleotides. The record is from RefSeq and is a predicted model, not a curated record. NCBI's taxonomy places the organism in Eukaryota, Viridiplantae, Streptophyta, Magnoliopsida, Lamiales, Phrymaceae.
AUGAAUAUACAAACCUUCUAUCGUUUGUGUUAUGUUUUAGAAAAUGUUGGUGGUCUUAUUAGACCAAAUAGGAAUGUCACCGUACUCGAGCAAGUUGCAAUGUUUCUUCAAAUUUUGGCUCAUCACACCAAAAAUAUUGUUGUUAAAAGCCAUUUCAAUAGAUCAGGGUACACUGUUAGCAAGCAUUUUAAUCAGGUACUUGUAGCUUUGUUGAAGUUACACGAAAUGCUUUUAAUAGCCCCUAAGCCGGUUGGCGAAAAUUCAGACAACGAGCGUUUUUCAUACUUUAAGGGUUGCCUUGGUGCGCUAGAUGUAACGUAUAUAGAUUGUCGUCUACCUUGUCUUGAUAAACCAAGAUAUAGGAAUCGCAAGGGCAAUGUGUCAGUGAGUGUGUUAGCCGUUUGCGAUGACAAUAUGAAUUUUAUUUACUUACUAACCGGGUGGGAAGGUUCUGCAGCCGAUAGUAAAAUUCUUCGGAAUGCAGUGAGUAGAGACAAUGGUCUACGGGUCCCCACGGGUAAUUACUAUUUGGUUGGUAAGAAUUACACGAAUGGUGAAGGGUUUUUAGCACCUUACAAAGGUACUAGGUACCAUCUUGAUGCUUACGGUCAAGGAAUCAUGGAAUCUAAUGCUGGUUCGAAAAAAUGUACAAUUAAUAAGAAUGGUGUCAUCAAUAACAGACGUAGUUGGACAGUCCUUGAAGAGCAGACUUUAAUAUUAGGCUUGAAAGAUAUUGUUUCGAGAGGAUGGAAAUGUGAAAAUAGUUUUAAAACUGGGUUUCUAGGAACUCUUGAAUAG